AUGGGUAUAUUAUUUGUACAGCAUACUUAUCGGGAUGCCAAGCUCUGGCCUGGUGGAAGUCGUGCUUGGGACUGGCGAGAGACGGGCACAGGACAUCUACCAGGAAUUCAAAUAGCUGAUAUCGUAGAACUUCUUCUCACCGACCCGACUCAUAUUGUUCUUUCCCGUGGUGUACUCGGUGUGCUUCAAGUACCCCAAGCUACCAUCGAUCACAUUAAGGCUCAUCCUAGUGUCCAAGAGUUAAUUAUCGAGCGAUCGUACGCUGCUCGAAACACUUACAAUGCACUUGUCAGUGCUGGACAUCGUGUGGCUGGACUUAUUCACACCACUUGCUAG
Molecule: messenger RNA, 336 nt
Organism: Protopolystoma xenopodis
Lineage: Eukaryota; Metazoa; Platyhelminthes; Monogenea; Polystomatidea; Polystomatidae
Source: the annotation of a GenBank genome assembly